AGAGUGAGCGAUGCUAGAGACGGCGCAAUGAAACGUGGAAGGUCGCCAUAGGAGACGAUGAGAGGCAAGACAGGCGGAUGAUAGCAACAGGCCUAUCACAAGACUGCACACGUCGAUGAUAUUACAUAAUCGCAGACAAGAAGAAGAGGGUCUUGAGAGCUUACAUUGAAGAUGCGUAUUUGCUAGGGAAGGGAUGUCAGCUAGUAAGGACGGUUGGAUUGGACUUGCUAACCCUGAGACGGGGACGCUGCUAUUGAAAACACUGUCCAGACUAGCCUAGAGAAUCUCUCCUAACUUGUUUUUGGAAAUGGCCGAGUUGUACAAGGAAGGAAAUGGCCUUGGCUGGCUUUUCUGGCCCGGUUGGUGCUCAAAUAGCUUGAGUUAUAGUUGUUCUUUAUAUCAAGGAAUAUCUUAGCAUUCAAAGUCAUCUGGUUCAAUUUUCGGGUGAUUCUGGUUUUGUAUCAAUUUAGAAGAGUCUUGCAGUCAAGCAUUCUCUGUUUUCUUUUUGCCAACCGAAAAGCAGACGCUACAUAUCCAAACUUCGACCCACCAAUGGCUGUGAACAGAUUCUCCAGGACUUUUGUAGUUGGAUAGAGGAUGCAUUAGACUUCAUAUAUCGAGAGUCUCCUGCUCUGCUGACUUCUUGAAUCAUUCAUUGUUGAAAAUCCUUGAUGUUGACGAUGUGGUUCAGGUCAAAAUGAGGAAAGCUUUGUUUGCAGUAGCGUGCAUCGGAUCGGCUUAUGCCUUCAGCCCCGCCCCUCUUGCUGGCAUCGCCAGGGUUAACAAGGCGCCAGUUUGCCACAGGCCGCUCUCUCUCCGCAUGCAGAACAACGACGAUGUCGAGUACAAGCCCCUCAUUCCUACCCCCGACAAACCUCUUCCUCCUGAUUACAAGAACGAGCCAACCCUGUUUGAGCGUCAGGGCUUCGUCGAAUCUGCCAACACUCCUACCCCUAAGGUUUACAAUGCCGCCAUGGCAGGAGGUGAAGGCUUUGGAGGGCUGACCAGGAGAGAAGCCUAUGCCUUCGGAGGAGCCAUCUCUGUCGGUCUCCUCGGCGUGCUCUUUGCAGUGACUAGAAAUCCCGGAUACGAUAAGAAUGACGCGUCUCGUGAUGCUGGCAAGGUUGAGGUCAACGCCCAGGCCAUCUCCACCCCUGAGAUCCAGGCGAACCUCAAGGACCUUCGCAGCAACCGUGACAAGCUCUUUGAGCUCUCUAAGCAGUUCAAGAGCGACAAGAAUGCUCAGCUCAGUGAGCAAGUCAAGGCGUUCAACAUCGUCAAGCUCCGUGACGAUCUCAACAAGCUUGGCCUCGCCGCCUUCGACGAGGACACACAGAUCAAGACUGACCGUCUUUCCCGCAACAUCAUCCAGGACUUGGUUGAGCUUGAGACUGCUCUCCGAUUGAAGGAAGGAGUCGAGCGAAGCCCCAAGCGUGUCGCAGCAUCCGACAAAUGGUUCAAGCAGUCUCUCGCUGACUUUGAGAAGUUCUUGGCUUACUUUCCCUGAACGAUCCGCAUUCUUUCACAUCCUUUAACAAGUUCCUAUCAUUUCCAGUAAAUAAACAUUGAACUGC
Guillardia theta CCMP2712 is the source of this 1574-nucleotide messenger RNA. RefSeq lists its product as hypothetical. The record is from RefSeq and is a predicted model, not a curated record. The coding region runs from base 698 to 1507 and encodes 269 amino acids. The transcript has 2 exons. Lineage: Eukaryota; Cryptophyceae; Pyrenomonadales; Geminigeraceae.